UUUGCACCGCAAUUUUAGUUUAAGCCACUGCCUUGACUUUUCCCCAAACACACUGUUCUUUUCAGCGAGUUCUCUAUCUAAUCUUCAACCAGGUGUGUUUAGGAAGAGAGAUCAAGAUGGGAUUUGUAAUGGAGUUUGCGGAGAAUUUGAUUCUGAAGUUGAUGGAGGACCCUAAGGAGAGGGAUAAGAAGUUUAGGGAGCAUUUGUAUGCGGUGAAGGAUCGCUGCGCCAAGACCAAGGAGAUGUGGAAUUACCCUCUUCGUCCAUAUGGGUUCUGGACCUUCGAGCAACACAAUGCUCAGCUGAGGAGGGAUGCACAGAUCAGCGAGGUGCUUGGUCGUAGGGAUGUUUAUGAUGAUGUCAUUCGCAAAGCCUUAGGACACUCAAUGAAUGAAUAAGAUGCAGAUAUCUCAUAUGCCAUCUGCAGAAAGAACUAAAGCCUUUCUGGAGGACGAUUACAAGAAGGUAUUUUCGCCUGUUAUUCUGUUGAAUUUUAGUUUUUAUGGUACAGGAGUAUCAUUUGGUUUGUAAUACUUGAAGGUGAAUUUGAAUAAAUAUCUAUGUAACUCUGGUGUUAUGAAACACACUUCCUUGGAAUGCUUAUCAUCUUUCCUGAUUUUACGGAAUGGUCUUAUAGCAAUUUCAUUGUUC
Messenger RNA from Quercus lobata, 651 nucleotides. Its product is annotated as NADH-ubiquinone oxidoreductase. The transcript has 3 exons. Gene Ontology annotation, cellular component: respiratory chain complex I. NCBI's taxonomy places the organism in Eukaryota, Viridiplantae, Streptophyta, Magnoliopsida, Fagales, Fagaceae. Bases 117 to 398 code for a protein of 93 amino acids. The record is from RefSeq and is a predicted model, not a curated record.